This is a messenger RNA of Bufo bufo (common toad), 1117 nucleotides long. It is a transcript of the gene TMEM220, whose product is annotated as transmembrane protein 220. The record is from RefSeq and is a predicted model, not a curated record. The transcript is spliced from 6 exons. Lineage: Eukaryota; Metazoa; Chordata; Amphibia; Anura; Bufonidae. Bases 90 to 635 code for a protein of 181 amino acids.
GAUUGGACAAAUGGGAGUGAGAUCCAGGGGGACACAGAAUCUGCAUGGAGGACUGAGGGGCCACAUCACCCUGCAGGAGCCCUGGGAACAUGGAACGAGCAGAUAGAGACUCGGGCUCCAGUCUAAAGGCCGACCCAGUCCUCAGCCCCCAAUAUCAGCAGAGACUAUGGAGGGUCUGCAACGGACUGAUGGCGGCAUUUUUUGCUCUGGCUGCUUAUGUGCAAAUCAAUGAUCCAGACGCUGAAAUGUGGAUUGUGAUCUAUAUGAUCCCGGCCGCCCUGAUCUUCCUCCUCAGUGUGAACCCAGACAUAACGGGUCAUGUGAUCUGGAGGACUUUGUCCGGUCUCCACAGCGGCGUCUGUUUGAUCGGAGCGUCUUAUCUACUGGUGCCGUUGCUCGUUUCUGGUAAUAUAAGAAGCAUUUUACAUGAGGAAGAGGGCAGAGAGCUAUCUGGAUUACUAAUCAUUGCACUGUGGAUGUUCCUCUGUAAAGAUUCCAGAAGAGCCUCGGUUGGUGCGUUCAGAUUAUUGGUGGCCACAUCCAUUUCAGUUUUUCCCUUCUUGACUUGGCUCUACAUCUACAUUAACAAGGAGAUGAGGACAUCUUGGCCUCAGCACUGCAAAACCUUCAUAUGAGAUCAGAACAUCGAAGUUUUGAUGGGUCUACAGAUGGAUAGAGUCUUACCAUGGAGCCCACUGGGCCUGGGACAGUUGUCUAUUUACUGCGUGUGGCUCUUAUCAUUGUGCCAUCAAAGCUGGAAUUGAGUAAAUGCUUCCACCUCCUUCAAAGGCCAACGUAAAGCCCAAGAGUCGAGGACAGAUCGUGUAUUUGAUGUUUUUGGACCUCAGUACCUUGAACUGGUCUAUUUCAGUGAAGGUGUUAUAGAACAGGCCCCCACUAAUCCGUUCUUCUUUGGGACCAACAUGCAAUGGUGUCUAUCCUCAUCAUAAGUUCUCUUCAAUGGAUUAGGAUCCAGCAUUAGCAAAACCUGAAUUACAUUUUUGAAGAGAUUUCCCCAUUUUUGUUUUGGGAAGGGGGUGUAGGGGGAAAGGUUGGGCUAAGACUCGUGUAAGGGCUGGACCACCAGAGAAUACAGGCAGAAGAUGACUUGAACUUU